UGAGUAACGAAUGUUGAGGGGACGCAAGCGUGCCUGGAUUUGGUUCUUUACUCAACACGCAGAACGCCUUCGUCCCUCGGUCGGACAGUUAGUCGGAGAGACAAUUGGUGACGUCCUCUCGGGAGUGUUGACCCAUAUACAUUUUAUUUCCCGCCCUCCAAUAUUCAACUUCAAUUAAACAAAAAAUAUAACCAGUGUGUGAAAUUGCAACAAAAACGAAAAUGGCAGCUCUUAAACGAAUGACGAGCCUUACCAAGGCACUCUCGACGUCCUGGUCUUAUCGCCUUCAGAUGCCCAAAACUUACUUCACUUAUGUGAACGAGCCAGCAAUGCCAAUUCCGAAUAGAGAACCUCAUUGGGUUCAAACAGCCGACGAAGCCAUUGAACAAGCUAAAUUAAAGUCAGAUAAUGUGAUAUUCGUUCAAGGAGCAGCUGCAACUCCUGUUGAGCUACUUCGGGCAUUGACAGAUUAUGGAGUGAAGACAGAUGUGAGAAAUGUGCGACUAUUUCAUAUGCACUUAGAAGGAGAGGCUCCUUUUGCUAAGAAGGAAAAUGCAAAGCACUUCAAAUCGAUCAGCACAUUUAUUGGAGGCAAUGUACGAGCUGCAGUGAAUGACGGACGAGCAGAUGCAAUUCCAAUAUUUCUCCACGAAAUUCCACGUUUGUUCAAUAACAGAAUAGUCGUACCUGACAUUGCACUUAUUCAGGUGUCUGAGCCAGAUGAGAAGGGUUACUGUUCACUAGGUACUAGUGUAGAUUGUGUACGAUCAGCCAUCAUUAACUCAAAAAUCAUUGUGGCGCAAGUAAAUAAGCACAUGCCAAGAACCUUUGGCGAUGCUGUAGUUCACAGCAGUCAUUUUGAUAUUGCGGUAAGGCAUCACUCACCUCUGCCUGCUCAUGCAGUCAAGCCGUCUAGUGAUGUGGAAAGAAGAAUUGGCGAAAAUAUCGCUAAUAAUUUAGUCGAUAAUGGAGCCACUCUGCAGUUGGGAAUUGGUAGUAUCCCAGAUGCUGUUCUAGCUUCGCUAGAUGGUCACAAGGAUUUGGGUAUCCAUAGUGAAAUGUUCAGUGACGGAGUAGUGGAUCUGGUAAACAAGGGAUGCAUUACCAACAACAAGAAGAAAAUGCACCGUGGACGUAUCGUAGGAUCAUUUUGCGUGGGCUCUCAGAAGCUCUACGACUUUAUGCAUAACAAUCCAUUUAUUGAGAUGUUAGUGGUGGACUACGUGAAUGAUCCAAGAAUCAUUGCUAAACAACCAAAGAUGACUGCUAUUAAUUCUUGUAUUGAGGUUGAUAUCACUGGUCAAGUUUCUUCGGACAGUAUUGGAACAAGGAUGUACUCUGGAUUUGGUGGACAGGUUGAUUUUAUUACUGGAGCUGCAAUGGGUGAAGAUAAUCUUGGCAAGCCAAUUAUUGCACUUCCUUCUACGACCACGAAAGGAGUUAGUAAAAUAUCACCUGUGCUUAAGUCUGGUGCUGGUGUUGUAACAUCAAGAGCACUUGUUCGCUACAUUGUAACGGAACAAGGAAUUGCAAGUCUCUUCGGCAAAUCUUUGGCUCAACGUGCAUACGCUCUGAUACAGAUAGCGCAUCCUGAUCAUCGAGAAGAAUUGGAGAAAGCUGCUUUCGAACGUUUGAAAACGAUGCCCGAACCUUAAGCUUCGUACAUAUGUGAAAGGCCUAAAAUCCAUAGCAUUUUAUAAUAGUCGCUCCUCUAACAAAAUGCCAUAUGUAUAUUUAAGGAGCCACUAUUAUCUCUUCUUUCUUUUGGAAAACAAUCGUUCCACUCUACAAAGGAAUAUGAGAUGACAUUGUGAAGAAGAGUCUAUUACUAGAUCAGUGCCAUUAGAAUAAUAUCUACGUGAAAUUGGUGUUAAAACUCGAAAAAUAUAAGUAACGAACUUCAGAACAGCCAGUGAAUGGAUUAACUAAGAGAAAGUAUGUGAGGGAUUAAUAUUGCUUGGAAAUAGUAUCUUUUAUAAUGUAUUUAUCUACGUUCCUUUUGUAUAAGAAGGUCGUGCGUUGGGCCGAGACGUAUUUUAUUUUUAAUGAAAUAUAGUAUUAAGAUUAA
This is a messenger RNA of Cephus cinctus (wheat stem sawfly), 2068 nucleotides long. Its product is annotated as 4-hydroxybutyrate coenzyme A transferase. The record is from RefSeq and is a predicted model, not a curated record. Gene Ontology annotation, biological process: acetate metabolic process. Lineage: Eukaryota; Metazoa; Arthropoda; Insecta; Hymenoptera; Cephidae. The transcript is spliced from 6 exons. Gene Ontology annotation, cellular component: mitochondrion. The coding region runs from base 222 to 1655 and encodes 477 amino acids. Gene Ontology annotation, molecular function: acetate CoA-transferase activity.